Molecule: messenger RNA, 2587 nt
Organism: Closterium sp. NIES-67
Lineage: Eukaryota; Viridiplantae; Streptophyta; Zygnematophyceae; Desmidiales; Closteriaceae
Source: the annotation of a GenBank genome assembly
UGUAUCGUUUUUGGUGUGACGUGUGCAAUGUUGCGUACGACAGUGAAGUGUCGCUGACUAACCAUGAACGGAGCGAGAAAUGCAUCGUCGCACACGCGAGAGCACGAGCACGACUGUCGCGGCCCCAAGGCGUGCUUGUUCCGCCAUCAAUGCCAUGCGCCUCAUCGGUGCUGCCCGAUAUGGCGGAGGUUGCAGCGUACAUCCCCAGUCUUCCACAGGUCUCAUUCAGAAUGGCGCCGAUGGACGUUGACGAGGAUCCACCGUUUCAUGAUGCAAAUCAGUUUUUUGCGGAUGCUGACGAGCCGGAGGAAGAGAUCAAGUUUGACACAUUGCUUGAAACCUUUAAAUUCUUGGCGUCGUGCAACAAGGGAGUCGGGCUCAGCUCAAAUGACGUCUGGUGGUUUUUCAAACUCAUUAAACACGCGGGAUUCAACGUGGACGAGCUUAAAAACUGGAACACGAAACAUGCAAUCGAUAAGUACGCAUUGGAGCAGCUCGGGAUCGAGAAGCGGCGUUAUAAAACAGAGGAAGUCGAGGUUACCGGCUGGCACAAACGAUUCAAGGUCAAGUUCCUCGACCCGGUGGAGGCUUUGAUCAAGAUGUGGGCGGAUCCAAACAAUCGCGAAGGAUUUGUGCACCGUGCAAAGGCCGUAUUAAAAAAUGGGGAGAGAGUGUAUGGUGCUGCUCACACGGCAGAUUUCUGGCUGGAUGGACAGAAGGGUUUGCCAGAGGACGAGUUGGUUUGCCCCAUCAUAAUUUCGAGCGACGAGACCGUUUUGAGCGGUAACGAGCUCGUGAAGGCAUGGCCGGUCUACCUGACAUUCACCAACAUCCCCCUGGCUAGGCGCUGGCUGGACCAUGGGAGGGUGCUGGUGGCUCUCCUACCUCUGCCCGACCCUGAUAUGGAGCCUUGGCAGCGGGUGGAGCUUUUCCAGCGGGCCAUAGACAUUGUGUUCAAGUCGAUGUGGGAAGCCUGCCGCAGUUCUCUCCCUCUGACCGACCCUUUCGGUGAAGUGUUUACCGUGUGGCCCAAGCUCUACUCAUACGUGGCUGACUACCCCGAAGGUUGCCGAGUCACUAGCACCAUGCAGCAUGGCUCCUCCCGUCCGUGUAGUGUCUGCUACGUCACACAAGAAAAUCUUGACGACAUGGACCCAAACCUCAACCAUUGGCGCACAGUGGAAUGCCAGAAAUGGCUCUCCACGCUGGACCAAAAGCAAAGGGAGGCAUACUCCACACAUGCUGUGCCAUCGUUCCUCUGGAAUGUCAAUCGCGAGCACGAGAUACACGAGGACUGGGGAAACCCGUACAAAGCUAUCAUGCUUGACGGGUUGCACGUCAUCUUGAUUGGCGUGUGGCAAUAUAUUCUCGAGGAGGUUGUCAAAGGGGAAGACAUUGCUGAGAGGAACAGGCGACACGGGGUCUUGGUGAGGGAUGAAAGAUUCUCCGCAUAUAAGCUGCCACCAGAGGGUCGUUAUUUCAAGCCUGGAGCCAACUAUUCCGGAGCUGAGCAUGCUGCAAUGAUUCGGGUAAUUCUCAUCAUCAUGGGUGAUGGGCUACUCAAAGCACCCGUGAAGAUGACCGUGCUGCGGUUUUUUGUGGGCUGGUACCACAAGUACUUCCGGGUGGACGAGUACACCGAGAAUCUCCUUCAGCAAUACAUCAUGGACACAAAAGAGUUAGUCCGUCUACUCGACACGAACUUGCCAAGGGCGGGCCAUAAAUGGAAAAUCGUGAAGAUUCAUGGGCUUGUGCAUUUUCCGGACUUCGUCCGGCGUGGGGGUGCACCUGGGGAGUACAGCACCGGGCUAUUUGAGCAUGCACACACGACAUCGUGCAAGCGCCCUUUCCGUGCCUCCUACUUCAGAAAUUACGACGACGCCAUCAUGCGGACGUCAGAAAUGAGAUGUGCAUUGCGGGACCUACCAAGCGUCUUCGAUGAUUUGCCAGCUCGUGAAACGGCUAUUAUCAAGGCAGAAAAGCACCAGCACCCGGUGCUCACUGCAACCAGCACUGCUGUGACGCUGCCACACGUGCUGGAGGGCAGGAAGGGCGAAAGCACGUGGGAGGCGUUGUCAACACAACAUGACCCUGGCAUGACCGAAUUUCCUGCUGCGCUUGCUCUUCAUGACAUAGAAGUGGACACGAUUCAUGUCCACACGGCAGUGGCUCUCCCUGCCAGCGACAUGAACGAGGGCCAUUACGCAAGGGCAACUACAACCUUCCACGGGAGUCCCUGGUUCUCCUACGUCUCACUGGACAGCAUGCUACUCGGGUCACCAAUGCCAGACACCCCGCCUGUUCAGUAUGGCCAACUACUCAUGCUAUUUCACGUCCAGCGCCGCACCGGACGAGACGUCGAGAAGCUACCAUUUGCAUACGUACGGCUGUUGGAUGUUAGAGGCGAGGACAGAGAAACUUCAUUUUUAAAGCUGGUAAACCAUCGACGGGCUGACACGUACUGUGUGGUACACAUAGACGCUAUAUUGAGGGCAGAACAUGUGGUACCAAUGUUUCAACGGACCACUUUGAGGUUGCUGAACAAAUAUGCUUGGUGAUGCAGUGUUUACUAUUACUUAAAGUUUGA